CUAUUAGUCAAUAUCUAAGAGGGCGGGACAAGAGGCCACAGAUGUGCUAUCCCGAUUGGUCCCAGCCUCUAGGGGGGAGGCGGGACGAAAUGUCGGUUUGAGCUGACCCAAGACUAGAGGCCCCGGAGGUUCGCGUUCGACUCGCGAGCGUGGAAGUGAGGUACAGGACUCAGCCGUCUGCCGCUUGAGGGCGCAGCCAUGGAGGAAGGCAGAGACCCAGGAGGCCUGGUGAAGGUGGUCCAUCUGCUGGUCCUGUCUGGUGCCUGGGGCAUGCAAAUGUGGGUGACCUUCGCCUCAGGCUUCCUGCUUUUCCGAAACCUUCCCCGGCACACCUUCGGCCUAGUGCAAAGCAAACUCUUCCCUUUCUACUUCCACAUCUCUAUGGCCUGUGCCUUUAGCAACCUCUGCAUCGCAGUUUCCCAGUGUGCCUGGGUUCAGCUUACAUUCUGGGAGGCCAGCCAGUGCUGCCUCCUGCUUCUGAGCCUCGUGCUGACUGCCAUCAACGCCCGCUGGCUAGAGCCUCGCACCACGGCUGCUAUGUGGGCUCUGCAGAGUGUGGAGAAGGAACGGGGUCUGGGUGGGGAGGUGCCAGGCAGCCUCCAGGGCCCCGACCCCUACCGCCAGCUGCGGGACAAGGACCCGAAGUACAGUGCUCUCCGCCAGAACUUCUUCCACUACCAUGGCCUCUCCUCAAUCUGCAACCUGGGCUGUGUCCUGAGCAAUGGUCUCUGCCUCGCCGGCCUGGCCCUGGGCCUCCGAAGCCUCUAGCAAGGGCCCUGCACAUCAAUAAAGGCUUCCUUGGAAAUGGC
Molecule: messenger RNA, 809 nt
Organism: Heterocephalus glaber (naked mole-rat)
Lineage: Eukaryota; Metazoa; Chordata; Mammalia; Rodentia; Bathyergidae
Gene: Tmem205
Product: transmembrane protein 205
Source: RefSeq, a predicted model, not a curated record